Molecule: messenger RNA, 488 nt
Organism: Nematolebias whitei (Rio pearlfish)
Lineage: Eukaryota; Metazoa; Chordata; Actinopteri; Cyprinodontiformes; Rivulidae
Product: cyclin-dependent kinase inhibitor 1B
Exons: 2
Coding region: 12-452 (146 amino acids)
Biological process (GO): regulation of cell cycle
Cellular component (GO): nucleus
Molecular function (GO): cyclin-dependent protein serine/threonine kinase inhibitor activity
Source: RefSeq, a predicted model, not a curated record
GAGUCACUUGAAUGAUGAGCAUGAGACGCGCAGGUUCUGUUUGCAGGAGUCUCUUCGGCCCGGUGGACCACGACCAGCUGCGCGUGGACCUGGAGCUGAACCUGCAGGAGAUCGCUGAGCAGGACAGCCGGCGCUGGAACUUCAACUUCCAGUCCGGGACGCCUCUGAGGGGCAGCUUCGAGUGGGAGGUGUUCACAGACCGCCAGGAAUGCGCACAGCCGCAGAGCGCGUGCAGCUCUCCAAACACUGCAGAGAGGAGCAGAGAGGAGCGCGCGGUCGGCACCGACACCUGCUCCAGGAGCCCCGCUGAGGGGACCCCGGUCCGAUUGAAGAGGUCCAAACCUGCAGCCGACCCACGGAUUACAGAGUUCUUCUCCAAGAGAAGGAGGUCCACAGAAACCAGGAGCGUCUGUCCUCAGCACACCCAGAAGCAGCUCAGUGCAAAACAUUAGGAUGAACUAAAAACGUCAAAGUGUCGCCCAGCCACA